This is a messenger RNA of Monosiga brevicollis MX1, 789 nucleotides long. RefSeq lists its product as uncharacterized. NCBI's taxonomy places the organism in Eukaryota, Choanoflagellata, Craspedida, Salpingoecidae. Bases 1 to 789 code for a protein of 262 amino acids. The record is from RefSeq and is a predicted model, not a curated record. The transcript has a single exon.
AUGGCUCGACCUCGAAUCAAGUUGGUGUCGCGCGCCGCCUUCUUGCGUGAUGGCCGUUUCUCGGCCAGUACGCGACGCGCUGUCGUCAAAUCAAUGGAAGCUUAUGGCAGCCAGCUUGGUACUCUGUACUACCUGAUGGGUCUGGAACAAUUACUGGAAUACAAACGAGCUGGGCAUCCCGUCGAAUCAAUCAAGCGUGCUAUCGCGGUGCUCCUACUGAUCGCCACCCAGAUACAAGAACACUUCGCCAAUGUCGUCAUGCGCCCUGCAUACAGAAUUACAGAAGCUGGAACACCGCACGUCAAUUUCGAUCGCUUCCCCGAGUCAGCAUGGUCUCAAUGUUUUGGUAUGGCCGAUGCCGGUCAAUUUACGCGCUUGGCCACGGCUCUUUCCUCUCGAGUGCGCAGCAAAUUUCCAGUUCCACUGAAGGAGGCCCUUCUGGCGUUCCUUGCCUUGUUUCAUCGGUCAUCGCGACUGAGCGAUGUCAUACGUCUACUUGGAGUAUCUUGGACAGUACCCAAAAUGUCGCAGGUUAUUAAUACAUUUGCAGUCGCUGUUGCUCGGAUGUUUCAAGCGCAGUUGGCUUUUGAUGUGCGCUACUUUCUACCCGACUGGACGGAAGCUGCAGCCUCAGCCGUUGCGGCAAAACAUUCGCCUCUAGCGGGGAUCUGUGCCUUUAUUGAUGGCACAGGCCAGCCCAUAGCGCGUCCAAAAGGUAAUGACGUCCAGCGCGCGUUUUAUGCCGGCAAGGAUGCGGUACGUGCCCUGUCGGUUGAAUGGCACAGUUGA